AUGACAUACUUUUUUUGUUUGCUGAUUGAUGAGGCUCGAGAUGAAUCAACAAAAAAGAAGAUGUUUUUGGUUAUAAGGUUUGUCAACAAUUCUAAAAAAAUUCAGGAGAGGUUUUUGGAUAUGUUCCAUGUUGCUGGUACAUGUUCAGAAUCGUUCAUGGUUGUCAUUGUUUCCACUUUGAGCCAAAAUGAUCUUUUGCAAUUCCGUGUACGAGGACAAGGUUAUGAUGUAGCAUUUAAUAUGAGUGAAGACAUUAACGUGUUGAAGAAUAUCAUCCAAAGAGAAGUUCCUUCAACAUACUAUGUUCAUUAUUUUGCACACCAACUUCAACUUGAUUUGAUUGCUUCUUGUAAACGUGCGGAUCAGUUUCAAGAAGUACUAGCAGCCAAACUUUGUGAUACAAUAGUUGGCAAAAAAUUAGAACAGGUUGCGGAUUAUAUCAGGAGCAAUCACUCCAACGGCCAGAAGAAAAUGCUUGAUCUGAAUGAUUUAGCUGUCAAAGUUCUUGAAUUUAUUGUGGAAAAUGCAACUGUAAUAGAUUCGUCAAGACUCUUGAAAGCUAUAUGGAGCUUAGACUUUGUUCUAAUGUUACACACUAUAAAGAUGGUUUUAAGAAAGUGUAAAGUUCUUUCUAAAGCUUUACAACGUAAGGACCAAGACAUUGUCAACGCUAUGGAUCUUGUUGUUGUUAUAAAGUAUGAAUUGCAGGAAUUGACAUUGGAAGAAGGAUGGAAGACAAUUAAUGGAGAGAUUCAAUCUUUUUGUCUCAAAAAAACAUCGCUGCCCCUGAUAUGA
This is a messenger RNA of Marchantia polymorpha subsp. ruderalis, 795 nucleotides long. Lineage: Eukaryota; Viridiplantae; Streptophyta; Marchantiopsida; Marchantiales; Marchantiaceae. The record is from the annotation of a GenBank genome assembly.